Molecule: messenger RNA, 2126 nt
Organism: Salvelinus sp. IW2-2015
Lineage: Eukaryota; Metazoa; Chordata; Actinopteri; Salmoniformes; Salmonidae
Source: RefSeq, a predicted model, not a curated record
AUUUAUCGUCGUUGCCUUGUAAAUAUUGACAAUUGUAGGUGGCGUACAUAAAAUAGCUUUUAAUGUACUAACGAACACCUGUUCAACAAACUAAUUAUCCCAAGAGAAAGACGGCGUGGGUAUGAUCUGCCUGGCCAGUGAAAGGCUGUGGCGGCCCCCCCCCAGUAGCUGUCACCACGGCGGGGGACAUCAGGACCUCCAUCUGCAGGGUGGUCAUCUACCUUCAGAGGGACAUGUCCGGGGACAGCUGCCAGCUCCCGCUGCACCGGCUAUGCCUCCAAACCCAGCCUCCCAGAUGGCGUGUCCCAAGUCCAAGACGUGCAGCUACAGAGCGGCGGUGGGCCUGGGUAACAAGUAUGUGCGUCUAAACGUAGGGGGGACCCUGUUCUACACCACGCUGCAGGUGCUCACCAGGCAGGACUCCAUSCUGAAGGCCAUGUUCAGUGGCAGGAAGGAGGURUUCAUUGACAYAGAAGGCUGGAUCCUGAUAGAUCGCAGUGGGAAGCACUUUGGCUCCAUCCUGACGUACCUGCGGGAGGAAGCGGUCACCUUMCCCCCUGGCAGGCAGGGGGCUCUAGAGCUGCUGGCAGAGGCCAAGUAUUAUCUCAUCCAGGGUCUGGUGGAGCUGUGCCAGGGAGGCCUGCAGGACCAGAAGGAGCAGUCUCUGUGUGUAAUCCCUGUUGUCACCUCUGCCAAGGAGGAAGAGAGACUGAUCCAGGCCUGCCCUAAGCCUGUAGUGAAGCUGCUGUACAACAGAAGCAACAACAAGUACUCCUAUACUAGUAACUCAGACGACAACCUGUUGAGGAACAUUGAGCUGUUUGACAAGCUGUCUCUGAGCUACAAUGGCCGUGUUCUAUUCAUCAAGGACGUGAUCGGUGACGAGAUUUGCUGCUGGUCGUUCUACGGACAGGGACGCAAACUGGCAGAGGUCUGCUGCGCCUCCAUAGUCUACGCCACGGAGAAAAAACAGACCAAGUUGGAGUUUCCAGAGGCCAGGAUCUAUGAGGAGACCCUGAACGCUUUGCUUUACGAGACACUUCCUGUCCCUGACGACUCCCUAUUGGAGGCCACACGCCGUCGACACGCCCACAGUCACACCCACUGUGGUUUCCACAGCGAGGAGGAGGAAGGCCACACCCACUCUGGGGUGGACCUUAGGCGCCGCAUCCACGUCAAGAGGUACAGCACCUACGACGACCGGCCGCUGGGACACUAAGGACGCAUCUCAAAUUGCACCGUUUCCUAUAUGGUGUACUACUUUUGACCCGGGCUCUAUAUAGGAAAUAAAGGUAUGUAGGGUUUAUAUAGGAAAUAAGGGUAUGUAGGGUUUAUAUAGGAAAUAGGGGCCCAUAGAGCUCUGGUCAAAUGUAGAGAAUAAUGUGCCGUUUUUGACGAAGCCUAUCUAACCACAGAGGAGGAAACUGGUUCCCUGCUGACCGGCCCGCUGGGACACUAAGUAUACGUCUCAAGUGACGCCCUAUGUAGUGCACUACCAUUCGAACCCUCAUCUCCCUGUCAGUCACCUCUCAGUGAGAGCCUCAAAAUGUGUUUAAUGAUUCAUCAAACCUAUCUGCACUAAUUACUGUUACUCUGCAGCCRUUGGUGAGAGUGAGUGAGGGCUCCCAAAAGGCACCCUAUUCCCCAUCCUAUACCCAUAAGGCUCUGUUCAAAAGUAGUGUAUAAUGUAGGGGAACGGGUGCCAUCUAACCACUCCCUACUGACCAGCCGCUGGGACACCUAAGGCAUCCGCAUGCUUCUCAUCCAAAACUGUUCAGAAACAGUUUGUGUAUAAUAUUAUAAUGACAUUUUGUGAAGUUUUUUGUUGUUGUUUGUUUUGGACUUUGUCAAGUUUUUUUUUGUUCAGCUGUUCGUGCACGCACACACACACACACACACACACACACACAAACAAACCAAUUCUCAAGGCAAGCCGAAAUCUGUAGCUGAAGUCUACACCCCUUUUGUCGGUGAUUGGUCAACAGUAGGGAUUCUUCAAUGAGGUGUUUUUAUUGUCGUUCAACAAGAGACGACUAGUUUUCAUGCCCAUUUCUUCACUUGAGAAAUACUGCACCAAACAUCUUAGUUAGAUGUAAAAUUGCACGACUAAGAUCUCUGCAAAACGU